Molecule: messenger RNA, 7048 nt
Organism: Oncorhynchus kisutch (coho salmon)
Lineage: Eukaryota; Metazoa; Chordata; Actinopteri; Salmoniformes; Salmonidae
Product: cysteine-rich motor neuron 1 protein
Exons: 17
Coding region: 37-3126 (1029 amino acids)
Cellular component (GO): extracellular region; plasma membrane
Molecular function (GO): serine-type endopeptidase inhibitor activity; protein binding
Source: RefSeq, a predicted model, not a curated record
GGGGGGCGUUGUGGAUAUAUAUAAAUCAAAUUCUACAUGGCCUCUGCCAGGAUGUACCUUAUAACGAGAUUCAUUCUGAUCUCCCUGAUUUGGAAGAGCAGCCUGGCACUUUUAUGUCUGCCGUGUGAUGAGUCUAAAUGCGAGGAGCCAAAGCAUUGCUCUGGCACGGUUGUGCUCGGUAUCUGCGGCUGCUGCUCGGUCUGCGCCAAGCAGAAAAACGAAAGCUGCGGUGGUGUCUACGGUCUGUAUGGGACUUGCGACCGCGGGCUGCGGUGCGUGAUCAGAUCGCCGCUAAACGGUGGAUCCAUCACGCAGUAUGAGGUCGGAGUCUGUGAAGAUGAAAACUGGGACGACGACCAACUGUUGGGAUUUGAGCCGUGCAAUGAGAACCUGAUCACGGGCUGCAACAUCAUCGACGGGAGGUGUGAGUGUGACAGCAUACGGACCUGCAACAACCCAUUUGAGUUCCCCAGCCAGGACGCAUGCCAGACCGCUCUGAGGAAGAUUGAAGAGGAGCGGCCUGACUGUUCCAAGGCGCGGUGUGAGGUGCAGUUCUCACCCCGCUGCCCUGAGGACGCGGUGCUAAUCGAAGGCUACGCACCCCCUGGAGAGUGCUGUCCCCUGCCCAGCCGCUGUGUCUGCAGCCCUGCAGGGUGCCUGAGGAAGGUGUGCCAGCCUGGAUACCUCAACAUCUUGGUAGCCAAGGGCUCUGGGAAGCCUGGAGAAUGCUGCGACCUGUACGAGUGCAAACCAGUGUUUAGUGUGGACUGCAGCACAGUGGAGUGUCCUCUUGUCCAGCAGGUUCAGUGUCCACCUGACAGUUAUGAGACCCAGGUGCGUCUCACCGCGGACGGCUGCUGCACCCUUCCCACCAGGUGUGAGUGUUUGCCUGGUCUGUGCAGUUUCCCGCAAUGCAUCGUGGAGAGCUCCCCCCAGGUGGUCUCCCGCGGCGACGGUACCCCCGGGCGAUGCUGUGAUGUGUACGAGUGUAUCAACGAGACGAAGCCGGCUUGCAGCUUCAAUGGGUCAGAGUACCAUGACGGAGACAUGUUCCGAAUGGACGCCUGCCACUUCUGCCGCUGUCAGGGAGGGGUGUCGGUGUGCUUCACCGCCCAGUGUGGCAUCCUGCACUGUGAACGCUACUAUAUCCCUGAAGGAGAGUGCUGUCCAGUCUGUGAAGACCCCAUCUACCCAUUGCUGAACUUCGCAGGUUGCUACGUGAAUGGGGAGAUCCUAGCACACGGAGACCACUGGCGUGAGGACGACUGUACGUUCUGCCAGUGUGUGAGUGGUGACUCCCGGUGUGUGGCCGCUGCUUGUGGGCACAGCUGCCUCAACCCAGUGACCGUACCCGGAGAGUGCUGUCCAGUGUGUGAGGAGCCCACCUACAUUACUAUGGCACCCCCUGCCUGUCAGUCACUAGAGAACUGCUCCCUGUCAGAGAAGCACUGCUUAUACGGCUUCCAACUGGACCUGAACGGCUGUCGCACCUGCCACUGCAAAACACGAGAAGAGCUGUGCAGUGCCCUGAUCUCUGUCUGUACCCUGAAGUGUCCCUUCGGCCUGCAGACAGAUGCCCACGGCUGUGACGUGUGUCAGUGUCGCCCUAGGCCCAAGAAGUGCAAGGCUGUGGUCUGUGACAAGGCCUGCCCCUUUGGAUUCAUAAAGAACAAGCAUGGUUGUGAUAUCUGCCGCUGUAAGAAGUGUCCAGAGUUACCUUGUGACAAAGCCUGUCCAAUGGGCUUCCAGCAGGACAAGUUGGGCUGUCUGAAGUGCCAGUGCAGAGACCAGAGCUCAUCGUCAGUGGCCCCGUUAGUGAAGAAGGGUUCCUGUCUGUCCAUGGAUGGAAGACGGCAUGAGAACGAAGAGAACUGGCAUGAUGGCUGCCGGGAUUGCUACUGCCACAGCGGCAGGGAGAUGUGUGCCCUCAUCUCAUGCCCUGUGCCAUCCUGCGACAGCCCUGCCAUACGGUCCGGACAGUGCUGUCCAUCCUGCCCAGAGGAGCCCAGCUCCCACAAACCAGACCUGGGGGAUUCGUCAGUGUGUCUGGCCCCGGGGGGAGAAUACUUUGUGGAGGGGGAGACGUGGAACAUCGACGCCUGCACCCAGUGCACCUGUCACAGUGGGCGUGUCCUGUGUGAGACAGAGGUGUGCCCGCCCCUGCUCUGCCAGAGCCCAAUCAGAACGCAAGACUCAUGCUGCCCCCACUGCCCAGACGAGCCCAUCACCCCCCAUUCUCCCAGUAAUGACAGCUUACCCAGCUACUGCAGGAACAAGGAGGGGGACAUCUUCCUGGCAGCAGAGUCCUGGAAGCCCAACACCUGCUCCAGCUGUGUGUGUCUGGACGGUCAGAUCAGCUGCUUCUCAGAGUCCUGCCCGCCUGUUGGUUGUGCCAGGCCCGUGCUGCGCAAAGGACAGUGCUGCCCCUACUGCCUCGAUGCCACACCGAGAGCCGUGUGCCACUUCAAUGGGAAGACGUAUGCAGACGAGGAGCGCUGGGACAUAGACAGCUGUACACACUGCUACUGCCUUCAGGGACAGACCCUCUGCUCUACUGUCAGCUGCCCCAUCCUGCCAUGCCACCAACCCACCAUAGUGGAAGGCAGCUGCUGCCCUAUGUGUUCAGAGAUGUACGCACCAGCCCCCACCAACAUGCCCAUUGAGAAGACAGACCAGCACAGAGGUAGGAAGCAGCACCAGCCUGCCUGGCCCACCCGCAGUGAGAACGACAUCAUGCCCCAAUUCAAAGGGAACUUUGGUAGUCUCCAAAUGCCCUAUCUGGAUGGGAAGACCCCAGUUCCCAGAGAAGACACCACACUGCACUCUGUGGCAUGGGUGGCACUGCCCAUCAUUAUGAUGCUGUUCACCAUCACAGCUCUUCUCUUCAUUAACCAGAAGAAGCAGUGGAUCCCCGUGCUCUGCUAUCGCACCCCAACUAAGCCCACCUGCCUCAACAACCAGCUGGUAUAUGUGGACUGCCAGAAAGGCACCAAGGUGCAGGUGGACAGUUCGCAGCGCAUGCUCCGGAUCGCUGACCCUGACUCCAGGUACAGCGGUUACUACAGCAUGCAGAAACAAAACAACCUCAACAACCUGCAGGCUGACAAUUUCUACCAGACUCAGUGAGACAGAGAGACUGGCCUGGCCUCGCCUCGUGUCCAGUACUCAGCAGUCAGCAAGAAGCCAAAACGAGAGAGAGAGAGAGCGCAUUACCUACAGUACCGUCACAACAACUAUUACUUAACACAGACGGAUGGAAAAAUGAUACCAAACCUAUCAAUGACAAAAUAACUAGCAAACUAGCAAAGUUCAUUAGCAAAGACAGAUAAAUGACUAUAAUAAUCUGCUCAAGAUGAAUAACGAAUCAAACAAAAUAUAAUGAUGAUUUUAAACUACAGCUAACACAAUGGAAGAACCAGAAUCUAGACUUUUCCUAGAUUAUUGUUCAACUUCUUUUUGCCAGUGAGUGUUACACGUGUGUUUGGUGUGUGUGAUGGAGGCGUGCUUCUGUAUGUGGGUCUUUGUGAAUGUGUGUGUGUUUAAAGUUAGAUAUACAUCUUUGCGAUUAGGAAAAAGUGGGUAUUUUUCAAAGUAUGGUAUUUUCCUGCAUUCCUGCUUCCUUGAAAAAGGCCUUUGAAGAGAUAAACAGAAUAAUUCAAGCUAGUGUUUUCUGUUGAACACUGAACUUUUAGAACCAAAGCUCGGCUGACUGUAUGUCGCAUCAAAACACACCCUGUAAGAGAGAUGCUAGACGAACACUGUGGCCAGUCUGAUCUGAGCCGUGGCAGGACGGACUGACGACUGCCAGACUCUAUGUGGCACUGAGCCGAAAGAGAGAGAAUGAGAGAAAGAAAGAGUUCAGAUACUGUAGACCCCGUCACAGACAGACCUCAGCUGAGCACCUCUCUCAGGUCUGUUCAAGCUGGACUAUUGCUCUUUUCUUGCCUUCCUCUUUCCUCCCCUUCUUUGAAAACGUUGACAUUGGUUUGCUGUCUUGUUUUCCCCCUGUGGAACGUCACCUGUUGCAUAGAAGGUGGAAAGGAAGAAGAAGCUUCAUUCACUCCAUUUAUUUUCCUUUGAUAUUCUGCUCAACAUGUAUAAGUGUUAUUUUUCAAGUCACUUUCAAUUCUCCAUAAUCUUUUGGCUAAAUGUAUUUAACAACAAAGGGCAUGCUGACGCUGACUUUCACACACUCCAAACAAUGGUGUCUUUUAUUUGGAUAAAGAAUAAAUGUGUUUGGGUUGAUAAAGGCAGGAUGAAGCUACCCACUGGGCACAUAUGUCUAUUCCACGUUGGUUCAAUGUAAUGUCAUUGAAAUGACGUGGCAGCAACGUUGAUUCAACCAGUGUGUGCCCAGUGGGUUGUGUAGUUCUUGAGGAUUAAGGAUUUGAGCAUAUGCUUUACAAGCUUUUCUGCUUUGUUUCUGUACGUCCUGUUUUACAUGGAGUUGCACACACAUAGGGAGACUAUUUAGCUCCUUUAGGAAACACUGAGGAUACAAGAAAACAUAGAAUCAAAGAAUAUGUUCAAAUGUGUUUUUUCUCGGGGUUCUCUGAGGACGAGCUAUAUUAAAGUAGCUCUGAUGUUUUUCUCCUUUUGUCUUACUGGCUGUAAGACUAACAGUCUCCUCUUCUCGAUAUUACCCAAGCACCUUUGUCUUCAUUUAUUCAUUGCAAGACAUUAUACAGUUGGAACACGUAUGUACAUAUUACUGCUGAAGAUGAAAAAUACAUGAAAUAUUGUGUGACUAUAUACAGUAUGUAUGUGUCUAUGUGUAUGUUGUUUAUUCAUAUAUGUACAUGUGUCAACCCACACAUGCAUGCACACAUGAUUUUUUCUUCACGUGUACAUUUCUCAAUUAAUUUCCUAUUGAAUGUAUUUAUGAUUGAGAAAUAGAUUUGAUCUAAUAAUAGAAAACAUGAUGAGAACAAACAUUUGCAUUGAUUUUUUGAAAAGAGGAGUGAUAGAGACAGGACAGGACAGAAAAAACACAAACAUCUUAUUCAAUCAGUUUUUCCCUCAUUUAUUUGAUGUCAUUUUCAUUUUUUUUAAGAAAAAAAAGAAUUGUCUAUGAGGGCUUUGUUUGAUUGGUCUGUGAGUUCCCUAUCUAUUUGAGUCAAUCAGUUUCCCUGAAUGAAGCAAUGUCCAAAAUGCCAACCAUAUAUAGACAAGAGAGUUCUGAGCUGAGCAGUACCAGGCUCUCUCAAUCUGUUAUUCUUCUCUUUCAUUUGUCGUUUCUGAAGUCAAACUAUUGGAAAGUGGGUGGACAUAAGCUCUGGGAGAGAGGGUGGGAUGGAGGAAGGUAGGGGUAGUAGUUGACUUUUAGAGUUUGUCUUCAGUGUAUCUUAGUCUGUCUGACAAAAAUGUAAGUAGAAUCAUACAUAUUGGCACUUUUAUAUUGAAAAUAACCUUUUUUGGUCAUUUUUUUUAAACAUACCUUUCAUUGAAAGAGAUGCCCUUAGUUUUUUUCUGAGCCCUGUCAGACCCAGUGUUACAGUUAGGUUCCAGUUGUUUCUGAAUAUUUGAUCUACAAAACCUAAAUUAACUUAGAACUCUCACGGUCAUUGUAUGCAGGCACUGCAUUUCUGUUUAUAGGUGAGGAUUUCUGGCAUUGUAUGCAGGCACUGCAUUUCUGUUUAUAGGUGAGGAUUUCUGGCAUUGUAUGCAGGCACUGCAUUUCUGUUUAUAGGUGAGGAUUUCUGGCAUUGUAUGCAGGCACUGCAUUUCUGUUUAUAGGUGAGGAUUUCUGGCAAGAACAAGAGGGGUAAAUAUUUACCUUGCAAAACAUUAAUUGCAGCUGAAGCUUGCUCUGUUUUCUCCUAACCUAUAUGUAUUCUCCAGACAUAGGAAAAACAUACUCAAAUCUACUAUAUAACCGACAUGUACUGUAUGUAAAUGCUUUUUCAAUGAAAGUUGAUUGGUUUGAUUCUCCAGCCAUUACAUACAGGUCUGUCUAUCAUCUGGACACAAACCACAGGCAAACCUCACUUAAAUACACAAUCCACAUAAUUUCCAAUCGGUGAAGUGAUGGAUCAUAAUAAUUUAUUUGAUUAAGGACCAUAAGUUCUAUUACACUCGCAUCACAUUGACUGGCUGGGUUCAUAUGUGACUUGGCUCUAUGUUGCAUGAUGUGGUGCUACAUCCCCUACAGUAUGGUUGAGUAACUUCAUACAGGAAUGCAUCUUAUUCACAAUGGGUCUUACAGGGUGAAAUCGUUGUAUCUUUCAGUGCAUCCUCCAAGUAUUGUUGUAAAUACUUGAGUAUCACUUGCCAAAAUAAAAAUAAAUAAACAUUGUUGGAAAAGAAAGAGAGAGGGAAACAAAUUAGAUUUAAUUUAUUGUGUUAAAUUACCUAAAUAAUUUAUUAAUGAGCAAGAUAAUUGAACAUGAACAUAAUAGGCCUUAAGCGAUGAUGCAGCUGAAAUUGUGAAACUAUUUUAGUGUUGUGUCAGUCUCUCGAAGAGCAUGUAAAUAAGGUUGUACUUUAGGUAGGUGGAGAAGUUGGAGGAUCACAAGCUUUCACAUCUUUUCAGGGUUUUUUUAUCACAUGGACCUGAUUUAGCCGAAUCCCAGAUCUGUUUGUGCUGUCUUGCCAACUCCGAUGGUCAUUGUCAUGCAGUUUACUGUAACACAGUGUGACAAAGAACAUAGGAGUUGGAUAGCUAGACAACACAAAUUCAUCUGAUCAGGCUACAUCUGCCUUGUCCAAGGAGCACAAAAGCCUGACACCCUGAUGAGCAUUUUCCUCUGUUCCAAUAAAGAUAGCCUAUUGAGAGGGAAAUAUCUCUCUGUCCCCAUUCUUUCCUGUUAACCAUUUUAUUUACACAACUGCCAAUCCCCUUUAGAGUCUGAAUAUUACUGGUGUUUCAUGCUUAUGUAAAAAUAAAAAAUGUGUUGAUAUUGAUAAUGAUGAUAUUGCAAAAACAAGAUUUAUUAAGAGGAUAGAUGAAUAUUUGACUGAAUUUCCCGUAGCACAGCAGAUUAUUUUUUGCAAGUUCUUGUAUUAUUCUUUUUUGUUUCUUUGCAGCACAAUAAAUCAUUUGAAAACA